Molecule: messenger RNA, 860 nt
Organism: Paramecium octaurelia
Lineage: Eukaryota; Ciliophora; Oligohymenophorea; Peniculida; Parameciidae
Source: the annotation of a GenBank genome assembly
AUGAAGGAGGAUGGAUGCAGAAAUAUUUGUGAUUUGCGCUCCCCAUUAUAUUAUGAUGGGUUUUGUUAAUAUUAUCUAGGUAAGUAGUUUAAUUAAUAUUAUUUAGUUCUUUAUAUAGAUUACGGUUAUCUUGCAUCAGAAUUCACAAAUCCUAUAAAUUUGAGAUGGUAGUUAAUAUACGACCCACAACAUAUAGAUACAACUCCAACUAUUAUUAAUCACAUCCCAAGUAUAUUUGGGAUAUUUAAGUUUAAUUCUGGAAUUUAUAGAUAUUUCACUAAUGUACCUGAUUAUUAGUAUUCAACUUAUUUUAUUGGAUUGAAAAUUUCAAUUGUCCUUUUUAAUGAUAUUCCAAUUAAUUGUGGCAUAUAGUUUAAGAUUAACAAUAUAUAUUAUGGAUCUAUUUAUAGAAAUACUUCUGGAAUUCAAACGGCUAAAUUCACAAUAUUUAAAACAUAAGCUUAUGAUUUGUAUUUAACGUAUUCAUCGGUUACAAGUUAUGAAUUAAUCUCAUAUCUUGACAUUCCAAAAUAAGCAUUCCUAGUUUCAGCAAUAGGAAAUUAUACGUAAACAUCAUUUAUUAAAUUUAGCGAUGGCACAGCAGGAUGGGGAAUGGCAUUUAUAUAAAUUAGUUCAGGUUAUUGUCCUUUAUAUUGUUAAUUGUGUGAAGUACCAUUUAUAUGUAAGACCUGUGUUUCUGGAUACUAUUUUUAUAGAGAUGGUACCUGCAUAAGCGAUUGCUCAUCUCCAUAUUAGAGAUUAAACGGCUCUUAUUGCUAUGAUUAUGAUGAUGAAACACCUUGUAUCUUAUAAUAUUAUACAUAGAUUCUUAAUAUUUGAUNCCUAUUACCCUUGCUUGA